Molecule: messenger RNA, 5362 nt
Organism: Zootermopsis nevadensis
Lineage: Eukaryota; Metazoa; Arthropoda; Insecta; Blattodea; Termopsidae
Gene: GABA-B-R1
Product: gamma-aminobutyric acid type B receptor subunit 1
Biological process (GO): G protein-coupled receptor signaling pathway; gamma-aminobutyric acid signaling pathway
Cellular component (GO): membrane; G protein-coupled receptor heterodimeric complex
Molecular function (GO): G protein-coupled GABA receptor activity
Source: RefSeq, a predicted model, not a curated record
AUGUCUCAUUGGUAAUGGUAUUUUUACUUCAGCAGUCGAAGCACCUCGUACAUAUAAGGUUAUCGUGUGCGUAUAUGCGUGCAUUAUGUGAUAUAAUCAAACUGGGAGUAUGUCUUCUGAUAACUACUCUUCAGAUACUCGAGAGCUGCAGUGCAGUUGUGGAUGGUAACAAUGAUGACACUGUUCUGCAUAUAGGAGGUAUAUUUCCUAUAGGAGGAAAAGGUGGUUGGCAGGGUGGACAGGCGUGUGAGCCAGCAGCAUCUUUAGCCUUAGAUGAUGUCAAUAACAGGAAAGAUCUACUGACAGGCUUUACCCUGAAGUUACACUGGAAUGACAGUGAGUGUGAGCCUGGCCUUGGAGCCUCCGUGAUGUACAACUUACUCUACAACAAGCCACAGAAAUUGAUGCUAUUGGCUGGUUGCAGUACUGUCUGCACUACAGUUGCUGAAGCUGCCAAGAUGUGGAACUUGGUUGUGUUAUGUUAUGGUGCAAGCUCUCCAGCACUGUCAGAUCGCAACCGUUUCCCAACUCUUUUUCGAACACAUCCAUCUGCUACAGUGCAUAAUCCAACACGCAUCAAACUGAUGGAGAAGUUUGGUUGGUCUCGUGUUGCAAUCUUGCAACAAGCAGAAGAAGUUUUCAUUUCUACAGUUGAAGAUCUUGAAGCUCGAUGUAAAGAAAGUGGAAUAGAGAUUGUGACACGACAGAGUUUCUUGAGUGACCCCACAGAUGCUGUACGUAACCUGUGGCGUCAGGAUGCUCGAAUCAUAGUUGGAUUAUUUUAUGUGGUGGCAGCUCGUAGAGUACUGUGUGAGAUGUAUAAGCAGCAUCUUUAUGGAAAGUCUUAUGUUUGGUUCUUUAUAGGGUGGUAUGAAGACAAUUGGUUUGAAGUGAAUUUAGAAAAGGAAGAAGUAGGCUGUACAAAGGAGCAAAUGAGAAUUGCUGCUGAAGGUCAUCUGACUACUGAAGCUCUAAUGUGGAACCAAAACAAUCAAAAGACGGUGUCUGGAAAGACAUCUGAGGAUUUCCGACUGCGAUUGAACGAGGUACUGCGCCAGGCAGGCUAUGACAUAGACAACAUGCGCUAUCCUGAGGGUUAUCAAGAGGCUCCUCUGGCAUAUGAUGCUGUAUGGGCUGUGGCCCUGGCAUUCAACAAAACCAUGGAACGGUUACACAAACAUGGAAAAAGUUUGAAAAAUUUUACAUACACAGAUAAAGAGACAGCAGAUGACAUUUACUCAGCCAUCAACAGCACACAGUUUCUUGGUGUCUCUGGAUAUGUAGCAUUCAGUUCACAAGGGGAUCGUAUAGCACUGACACAAAUUGAACAGAUGAUUAAUGGGACAUAUGUGAAACUUGGUUAUUAUGAUACACAGAGUGAUAACCUGACAUGGCUCAGCAAGGAGAGAUGGAGUGGAGGCAAAGUGCCACAAGAUCGAACCAUUGUGCGUCAAGUAUUACGCACAGUCUCUCUUCCCCUCUUCAUCUGUAUGUGGACCAUCUCAUGUAUAGGGAUUAUGGCUGCCAUUGCACUCAUUGUAUUCAACAUAUGGUACCGUCACAGAAGAGUGAUACAGUCAUCUCAUCCUGUGUGCAACACCAUCAUGUUACUGGGUGUUUGUACUUGUUUGUGGUCAGUGUUUCUACUAGGACUGGAUGGCCAGUUUGUAAGUCCACAUGUAUACCCAGUGGUAUGCCAGGCACGUGCCUGGCUUCUCUGUAUUGGUUUUACACUGGCAUAUGGGGCCAUGUUCAGCAAAGUGUGGCGUGUUCAUCGCCUUACAACGAAAGCCAAGUCAGAAGUCAAGAAAGUUGAACCUUGGAAGUUGUAUCUCAUGGUGACUGGCUUCCUGUUGGUAGACCUGGUUAUUCUUUUAACAUGGCAGUUGUAUGACCCAUUGCAGCGUCGUAUAGAAGUGUUUCCACUGGAAGAUCCAUUGUCAACUGAAGAUGAUAUCAAGAUUCGGCCUGAGCUGGAGCACUGUGAAAGUGAAAACAAUAAUGUUUGGUUAGGUGUUAUGUAUGGCUACAAAGGACUUGUGUUGGUAUUUGGCCUGUUCUUGGCCUAUGAAACUAGAAGCAUCAAAGUAAAGCAGAUCAAUGAUUCACGCUAUGUUGGAAUGUCCAUCUACAAUGUGGUAGUUUUGUGCCUCAUUACGGCUCCAGUCACCAUGGUCAUUGCCUCCCAGCAAGAUGCUAGUUUUGCAUUUGUUGCACUUGCCGUCAUCUUCUGCUGUUUCCUCAGCAUGGCACUCAUCUUUGUUCCUAAGGUGAUUGAAGUGAUACGCCAUCCACGAGACAAGGCUGAAUCAAAGUACAACCAUGAUGUAGGAAUGACUAAAGAAGAUGAAGAACGGUAUCAGAAACUUGUGGCUGAAAAUGAGGAACUCCAGAAACUCAUAUCAGCAAAGGAAGAGAAGAUACGAUUGAUCAAAAUCCGGCUGCAGGAGCGUGAUGCUUUGCGAGGAGGACUAACAGAUGGGCGCCUCCCUCCUGGUACCACUCCACAACAGGAUUCCACUGCCAACACAGAGUGAAGCAAGCUGAAUGAAGCAGUUAUGUCAGCAUAUGGGCAUCAUCAUUGGAACUUCUGUUGCGUGUCCCUGAGUGAUAUCUUCAAUGAUACAUUUUUAGCAGUUGCAUCUGGUUUCCUUAGGCUGUGCAAAGUAUAUCAGUUUUACUUUUGUGAGUGAUAGAGGUGGGUGGUGAUAUUGAAUUAGUUCUUCGUUAUAUAGUCACCAGUGUUAUAUAGUUAAAAUAGAUAUAAUAGUGAAUAAGUGAUUAUUUAUUAAAAAGUUUUGUCUUGUCCAUACUGUGGAUUCUUGUAAAUAUUCAAUGAAAUCAAAGGGAAGGGAAUUGUUAUAACGAGAUUUUACUCUUGUAGGAAUUUCAUUCGUUAUGUUUAUUUGAGCUUGUUCAUAAAAGAAAGGAAAUCAUUUAGCAUAAAUAUGGUGAUAUGUGGUGAGUGUGAACCAGUGAGAUUGUAUAUUUCCCUCCUUUCAAGAAAGGUUUGACAGUUACUAUAGGAACUUCAGUUAAUUACUUUGUGUGUUUUGUAGGAAACAAAUUGUUUGUGAAAGUAUAUCUGGGAUCUCUUGUUAGUUUAUCUUGUGUUUAAGAGGUGGGAAGUUGUUCAGCAUAAAUAUGGUGAUGUUUAUGUGGUGAGUGUGAGCCACAACUUUUACAUUUCCUUCCUGACAAGAUAAGAUUGAUAGUCUUUACUCAACCUACUUCAGUUAAUUGCUUUGUAUAUAUUUUUAAAAAAUUGUAUCUCUGUUGGUCUUGAAAAUGAGUCUCCGAUGUCUGGCUAUUUUAUUCUGUGCAUAAAAGAAGGGAUAUCAUAUAUGGUGAUUUUUAUGUGCUAGGUGCAAGCCAGUGAGUGUACAUUCCUUCCUUCCAGGAAAAGGUAAAAAAAAUUGUUACUUUAUCCACUUCAGCUAGUUCCUUUGUAUAUUAUAGACAGCAGAUUUUGCCUAUUCUUCAUAAAAAUGUCUCUCUGAUCAUUGCCAUAACAUUUAUAUAAUUGUUGAAGUAGUGAGUUUAAAUGUUGUUUAUGCAUCUUGAUUAGAAUCAUGUGCGAAAGAGAUUAUUACAGGGUAGUGCUUGAAAUUAUACCCAGUUGAAUGUUUCAAUAAAAGCUUUAAUAUUAAUGUAAUGGAACAUAUAUCUAUUAACACAAGGAACAAUGCAUAGAGAUUUAUGUAUCCUUAAUGCAUUACAUGCCCAGUAUGGGCCCAGUUUUGUCAUAGAACUUCUGAAACUCAAAGCCUACAUUUGUGAUCACUUGGAGGCAUGUCAUAUCCUCCGUAAUUUCACCACACAUUUGAACAGUUGAAGUCCUGAAUUGCUGCUGCUUUUUUUUUCUUUUUUUUUUCCCUCUCUCCCUCCCCUUAAGGUACUCAAAAGGAAGGUCACGUGGUUUUAUAUCUGGGCUGUUGGGUAGCCAUCGAUAUCCUGCACUCCAUGAAUGUGGACAGAAGUUGCCGUCGAACAGCCCAGACAUAAACCCUUGUGACUUCUUCCUUUGGGGUUACCUUGUGUCAGAUGUGUGUUGGCUGUUCGUGUUUUGAAAGUUGUGUGACUGAAUGGUGGUCAUAUUGAGUGUGUAAUCCAUAAAGGAUAAAUCUUCAUCAAUUGUUCUUUGUGUUGAUAGAUACACGUGUACUAUCAUAUAAAUAUUAAAGCUUUUAUUUAAACUUUCAGUUGGGUAUCCUUUUGUGCAGCACUCUGUACAUUCAUUUUAUUUUUCAUUGUUGCAUUGAGGCUGACUUAGGUCCAAGUUGAAAGAGACGAAAAAUGGCCAUCACACUACAGUUAUUCUGUAUUCAGAUGUGGCACGCUGUGAAGUUUAUAAUUUUAAGAUGUGCUUUCUUAUGUUAUAGACGUAUGUUGUAGAUAAUAUUGGUGAGAUACUUUCAUGUAGUAGCUGUUAGAAAUGUUUUGUCUUUUAAGAGGUGACAUGUGAAACUUUAUGACCCAGGAUGUGGUUUGUUAACAUUUAAUUCUGUUAAUAGUAAUUAUAUGUGAGUUUAAUAAUCUGAUACUGUUUUCUGUUGUUUUUUUGUGUAUAGGGAGCAAUUAUAUGCUGAUCUGGUAAUACAUGUGCGUAUCCAAACAUAGUACUUAUGAAGCAGUGUGAAGUAACUGCCCUUUCCCACACAAAGGUUGAAAUGAGAAGGUUCUGUGUAGGGCCUAAUUUUGAAUCAAAGUUUUGGGUUAUGUGUUUAGAAUGCUGGAUGCACUUUACUUCAAUGCCAUAUUGACAUUCAUUAUGAACUAUUUUACACAUCUUGGCUUGGCUGUGGAAUACAGCUUUGUGCUUCCGUUUAAGGGGAAAUUAUGAGUUCUUCAAUAGCAUUUGGUUUUAUUUUGAAGUGCUUGUGUGCAGACACUUGAUAAUGACAUGUGUACUGGUCAUUCAGGUGCAUUUCAUUCUGCGUGUGGUACCCAGGAUAAAUUUGCUUACUAUACAGAUGGCAGCCUUUAAUUAUUCUUUUUCUGCAGUAAAUACCAUUCAGCCAUCACUUGAUGAGUAAAAUAUUGGCAAUACUGUGGGUUCAGUUCAAUUCUGGAGAUUGAAGCAAAGAUAUAUACGUACACAUGAUGAGGAUAUUUGGUAACUGCGCUGGUGGCACAGCAUGGCAUUCCCACUGUGUGUGACUGCUGCAUUUCUUAUUUGCUGUGUGUAUGUGCACUGCGCGUGUGUAUGUGAACAUUAUUUUGUAAUCUCAGUAAUUUUGAAUCAAUGAAAGGUUGUUUAGAUUGCCAAUUUUAAUAAUCUGGGGAUAAGUUUCUGUGGCAUGUGAUUUACAUGUCGGUUCUGAGGAUUGGGAUAAAAAUAAAAAUUGUUGAAUAACCAUUU